Paramecium pentaurelia is the source of this 1508-nucleotide messenger RNA. The record is from the annotation of a GenBank genome assembly. NCBI's taxonomy places the organism in Eukaryota, Ciliophora, Oligohymenophorea, Peniculida, Parameciidae.
AUGGAUCAAUAAUCUGAGCCAAAUACUCAAGAAUAGAUUAUAAACUAAAAAGAAAUAUAAUAGUAAAUCUCACCUCAAACAGACAUCUAACAAGAAGCGAUUAAAGAAAUUGAAUAUCCUGAUUUCUAAAUCUCUAUAUAGAUUGAAGAUGCUAUUGUAAAAGAUGUAGGAUUUGGUUAAAAAUUCACAGUAUAUUUGAUUAAGGGCUCAGAUAAUCAAGGGUCAUUUGAAAUCUACAGAAGAUAUAAUGACUUCUAUGAACUAAGAGAAUUAUUAGUGAAGAAAUGGCCAGGCUGCUAUAUACCACCAAUCCCUGAAAAAGCAUUAGCAAGUGGCAAUGACAAUGAAACUGUCUAAAUCAGAAAAAGACUUAUGGAAGUCUUUUUGAUUGCCAUAACAUAAUUACCAUACAUCUAUUAUUCAGAAGAUUUUUAAUAGUAGUUCUUAAGAUCCAAUUCUCCAGAUAUUGCAAAAGUAAAUAUGAAUUUGAUUAUAAUAAGGUUUAUUAACAAUAGAAGACAAUUACAACAAGUGAAAUUAUAGAUCGAUUAAAGAUAGCCUUUCCUAAGCUUGAUGUAAGAGAUUAAUCUAACAGUGAAUAUAUGUUGGCCAUUACUACUUUUUCAGGUUAAUUGAGAAAAUCUUUGGCAAUACUAAAAACAUAUAUUGAGUAAGCUAAUUUAGUUGCACAAUAAAGAAGAAUACUAUAAGAUGAAAAAAGUAUUGAAGUAACUUUAAAUAGUGAAUUUGUUUAAUGCAUCUUUGCCAUUUUAUGAAAAGAUUAUCCUUAAUGAAUAUGUUUAUGGAAAAGAAUAAUAAUUAGUACUCUCUAACCCUUAAAAUUAAGAGGAUUAUAAAAAAUUAUUAGAAGAUAUUGUAAAUUUGUAAAUUAUAAUUUUAUUAGAAAGAAAGUAAUAAAAAAAUCAAUAGCAUUAAUUAUUUAACAGAUAUGUUUCGUUAUGAAUUGAAAGAUGCUGAAUCUAUGUAGUAAACCUUAAAUUAUAGAGAUCAAAUCAUAAUAAUCAGAGCAAAACAAGAAUAAAAAAUGAGAGAAGAUUAAGCAGAAUUAGCUAAAAUGACAGCUAAACAAUAAACUUUAACAACUAUCACUAAUUCUGCAUUCAAUAAAUCAAAAGAUGCUUCAUAAAUAAAAGUUGAAUAAAGAAUUUCAGAAGUAAAUUAUAAAUAAUAAUUAGGGAUAAUAAGAAAUAGAUAGGCUAUCUAAUUUAUAUAAUAUAAUCACAGCUAUUAUUGCAACUAAAGAAAUUGAAAAAUAUAGAAAAGCUAGAGUUAAUCAUUAUCAUAAAUUUUUGAAGACAAUAUAACAAUCAGAAACUAAAUUGUAUUAAAUUGAAAAUUAAUUUUUGGAAAAAGUUAUCUAACAUUCCUAAAAUCAAUUAUAAUCAUCAAAAUAAGAAUAAAAACUAGAAUAGUAAUAAUAAAUAAACUAAGAAUAGCAUUAAUAGUAAUAGUAAUAAGAAUUACCAGAUUAAGAAUAACCAAAAUGA